AUGGACGCCAUCAAGAAGAAGAUGCUUGCCAUGAAGAUGGAAAGGGAGAAUGCUAUGGAGAAGUAAGUUUUCAUCAGCAUGCCGGUUUCCAACCGUCAAAUUUAGGGCCAUUAAUCUGGAAAACCAACUGAAGGAGAAGGCCAACGAGUUUGAAAAGAAGGAAGAGGAGAUGAAUGAACUGCAGACAAAGCUGAAGAAUGCCCAGCAGGAGGUGGACACUGUGCAGGAGUCGCUCCAGGAGGCCAUAGUCAAACUAGAGGAGACGGAUAAGCGCGCAACCAACGUAAGUCACUCUCCCUUGUUCAUAUUUUCAAAUGUUAAAUCUCAUAAUGAGAGUCCCAGAACGGGAUGCGGGCCCUUGCGUGAGUAGGGUAUUACGCGUAGCUAAAAGAUUCAACCGGCAGAUCUUGGGCGUUACUACGAUGAUCUUGCACGCGUUUUGCAGAAGAAAAGUAUGCGCUAAGAUAAUGGACCAGCUGAUUAUGGGCGAAAGAAUAGCUUGCGGUUAACUUCCACGCCAAACUUAGGGCACACCACUUAAGCAGUACUACCCCUGCCGCAGUAUGCCAAUUUUUUUUAAUGAACCUCAAGUGUCUAUUCACUAAAAUGGGCCUCGGGUUUUCGUGGACCAUUCAUUUCGUCUUACUCACUUUUAACAGGCCUUCUCUGAAUCCAGCUCCUGUGCAGCUUAAUGAUGUGUAGCAGGUUUAAGAAUAGCGGUCUUAUUUAUUAUCUUCCGAUACUAUCGGGAGGCUUCUAGUCUUGGAGAAAUGUUAGGUUACCACGAAACAUCCUAUUGUCCCUGCUAGAAAAUAAACUUCAAAGGUUGGAAGUUGGAGGAAGUGCCAUUUCGAUUGGUGGUACUCCUGGUGAUGCUUAUUUUAUAGAAAAGCAAGAACGGACGGAUGCGAAUGACAUACGCAAGAAAUAGGCCGUCGGUCAUUUUUAUCCUAAUGUUCCAGUUUAGACGCUUGGGGAAUGCACUAGGAAGGAAGUUGUUCUGUCCUUUGUAGGUGGUUCUUUUCGGGUUCGCUUUCUUCUCACAUAAAAAUCGAUAAAACAUCAUGCAAAAAAGAAAUAAGCUUGAAAAUAGUCGUAGAUUUCCCCUAUACCAAUUGAUCUUGACUGGUAUAAACAAUAAAACUCGGGCCUAACGUAUUCAGUAAGCGUCCGAGAUCUGUCGGAAAGAGUUUUAUUACUCAAGUUGUGACCUUGUUUUAAACGAAUUUUCGAACACGUGACCUGGUAUCUUAACAAAUUCAUCGACCUGACUAGAAGAAAAUCGAUAACUAUGUAUCAGUUGCGAAUACAUACCGGAGCGAUUAUAUAAUUUUUAAGAUGUGCGAAAUAAACCCCAAAAUCAUGAAAGUCAUAGCGAAUCGGCCAAAAUCGUUAAAAAUCCCUUCAACUUGAGGGUUUACCUAAGUAGGCUUCCAACCCUGAUUAACACCUGAGUUGUUUAGCACACUAUAUGAUGGUGGCUUCUAGUUCUUGACUUACAAACGACUUAAUUAGAUAAUUUACAUUUUCCAAUUUUUUGAUGUUGCAUAAAUUCAGCUAUCCUGUCUAGGGCAGAUGGGCACAGAUUCCAUGUUUAGACACCUUUUAUAGAAAAAAACGUUUUCUUUUUAUUUUGCACUUAAAAUAAAAAUGGCAUCCGAGUUUUCAGAUGUUGACAUGAUUAUCCGUAUCGUCUAUUAUAUCCGAUUAAUUAAUUCUGCUUUCGAGGUAUGUAACAUUAGAUAUAUACUUCAUCCGGAGGGUUCUCCAUACCCAAAUUAAAAAAAUAAACCUUCGGGCCCUAAAGGGUAUGUGCUGCGCGUUAUUAGGACCCCGCGGACACAAGUUGAGUGUGCAUUGUGUCUAGAACUACGCAGGAAUGAGAGAACCUUCUGAAGACCGAAAUGUAAACUUCUCUCAUGUAUGAAAUUGCCAGAAGACACUGCAUUGCGCAAAAUAAGUGUACAUAUGAGAGCUUUGCAUAUCCCUUCCAGGAAAUACAGUACAAUUGGUACAGAAGUAUACAAGCAGGGGGAAACACGCACCACCUAUGAAAUGGCUAUUUCAGAAAGACGCUUAAACAAUGUCAACAUCCUGUCGUAUGUGACUAAGCUUUGAGGUGUUUCAUGGUAACUUGUAUCAAAACACCGCUUAGAUAAUUUCUUUCCUUCGAAAGCAUAUUUAAAAGUUCACGUCAAUAAGGCGCACAUUUCGGCUCCCGUAUAUUGCCAAAGAAAGUUACACGUUUAGCGGGAUGUUUUAAUUUCUUACCAAUAACCUGGACAAAACACGCGUAACUAAGUUAAGCUGAGGGUAGGGGAAAGAAUUGUCUCGUUUCGGCCAAUGGCUUUGAACAGCUCUCAUAUAGACUGUAUUUUGCGCGGGGAUAAGUCUGAAACCGCCAUGCAGAGGUCAUGAAUAUUUCCUCUGAACUACUGACUAGGGACUAAAAGGAAGUCAGUUUGGGCUUCAGUCGAUGAAAAUCAUUGGCGGACGUUUGAUUCAAAUGAAAACGCCUGUGGCGUUCAUGCAAAACACGCUAUUUUUUACUGAUUAUAGUCUAUCCCUCCUGUCUGUUGCACUACAGCUGUGUCGAAAAUCAUGAAAUAUUGACCGAAAUCCUCCUGCUUGAACUUUUAGCAUUUAUGGGUUUCGGUGAUUUAUUAGUGGGAAAAAUCAUUUCUAACAAUUCCUGCGGUGUGGCCUACCAGUUAGGGUUUGUAGGCGUUUUCGGUUGAUAGGAAAAGUUCACUGCGAAAAACUGCCAGUGCAACAUGGAGUGGUUUCACCAUCUUUUUGCUGUCAUUCGUAAUUACUUUUUUUACCGAAUUAGUCGACGCAUGUUCACCUCGUAUGGUCCUUUCGCACAAAAGUUAAUAGAUGACAUCUCAAAAUAGGCAAGAUUUAAAAUGUCAAUUUUAGUCUUUCUUAGAAGUCGCCGAACGAUCAACCUUGUUACAGACCAACAGGUUAGAAAAAGUAGAUUUGUGGCGAACGUACGCUUUCGAAUAAUCAUCGCAAUGCCUGGUAACUUAACAUGACAUCGCGAUACUGUAAAUCUUCCCCUACCCCAUUUUAAACAUUUAUUGAUCUAACCGCACAGGAGAUGACUAAGCUACAUCGAUCAGUUUGAUUUUCUCCAAUUGGAAUAAGGCUUGUUGCGGACAAGAGAGGAUCCACAGGUCACGCCAGUUUCUCCCGAAUGAAUACAUGGUUUGUGUGGUUGGGGGUUUAGUGGCAUUGUAACCUUCAGUGUGAAUUGGGGAAAUCUGCUGUUUGAACAAGAGGUUUUGGACUCAUGCAUAAAAUCGACAUCAGAGACAGCGGAAGACAGGGGCAAGCAACACUUGAAGGGCGUAAACAUUAGACAACUGAAGUUAGGGGCCUCCGUACUCUUCGCGAGUAUUUGCAAUUACGGGGUAAUAACGUUGACGGCCACGUCAGUGUCAUAAACUGCCGGUAUUUCAUCACCGGUGUUGAUCGAUGACAUGGUAAUUACUCGACCACAUGGAUCCUCAGAACUGUCCCCCGAACAGUGUUCAAGCGCGUUUACUGCGUUGAGGAUUACUUGGUCCAGAAAAUAUCGAUUGGCCGAAUAUGGGGGAAGGGUCGUCUCGCCUGAAUGACAUGGUUUAGACAGUUCGUGACAUAGUCUGCUGUCACCUCUCGCGGGGAGUUCGGUUUUGUCGCACUUGAAGGCAUGACUGAGUCCCGUCGGGUGGUCCACGAUUUGAAAGAGUUAACGUCCUCCUUCCCCUAAGCUGAUAUGUGCUCAGUCAUCCUCGUCCAUAGCAAUCUUUCCGUUUCGUUGACGUAAUUGACUUGCCCGCAACUGCAUCAUAUCUGGCAAGGAUGGGAGACGGUUUUUGACGUGACUGCAGACCUUUCGACCCUCCUACUUUGGCUCCGAGUGUUUAACUCUCCCACUUUCCCGUUCACCCCUAACUCCCAGAGUUGUGAGUAGGCGACUGAUGGCUUCCGAUGUGUUAUUGACUUGCGGUGGCCAUCGCUAAAAUCAAGGUUCCGUGCCGUUCGGUUUCUCGUCCAAUCUUUGAUUACACCGGUUGACGAGGUUUCUGACGGAUUUAUUCAUUCUUAAUACCUGUUGAAUAUAUUGCAACUCAACAAUUCUGUGUCCGUUUCACCGCAAUGCGUCUGGCCGUGUCAAUAGGUUGUUCUCAUACAGAUGUGCUUGCAGCUGCCUAGGUGGACUUUACUAAGGUGCAGCACUUGCGUGGUUGACUGCUUUACAGAAUACCUUGGUAGAUAGGCAUCCUGGAUCUCUGUGGCAGACGGGACCCUCAGAGAGCCCCGUAUAUUUGUUCUCUUUCUAUUCCGCCCUUGUGAAUAACACGUUUGAAAGGACGGGGUUCAAAUGCUUUUUGAAAACCAAUACCUGAUUCGACGCAAGGAGAGCGACUGUACCGCCCACAUCCAAAGACCAGACUUUCAGUCUAUAACGUUGGGGGAUCGGUAUUUCCAAUUAUCGCAAGACGGCCUCGACUGAGUUCAAAAUUGGUAACUCGAUAACAUCUUCUUAACUCCCUUGUAUACCUUUUCGUCAAGCAUUGGGUGUGCUUUGGAAACGAUACGAGGAGUUGGAAGGUCCAGGCACAUCCAAGGUGACUUUCCAUUUUAUCCUUUUCUAGCUCUUGGAGGUAUAA
Spirometra erinaceieuropaei is the source of this 4664-nucleotide messenger RNA. NCBI's taxonomy places the organism in Eukaryota, Metazoa, Platyhelminthes, Cestoda, Diphyllobothriidea, Diphyllobothriidae. The record is from the annotation of a GenBank genome assembly.